This is a messenger RNA of Molossus molossus (Pallas's mastiff bat), 5264 nucleotides long. RefSeq names its product zyg-11 family member B, cell cycle regulator (gene ZYG11B). Gene Ontology annotation, cellular component: Cul2-RING ubiquitin ligase complex. Bases 64 to 2298 code for a protein of 744 amino acids. The transcript is spliced from 14 exons. The record is from RefSeq and is a predicted model, not a curated record. Gene Ontology annotation, molecular function: protein binding. NCBI's taxonomy places the organism in Eukaryota, Metazoa, Chordata, Mammalia, Chiroptera, Molossidae.
CGCCGGCUCAACCUGGGGGCGGGCUCAGGCCCGGCCCGCCGCCGAGCCCAGGACAGAGGCUGCAUGCCCGAGGACCAGGCUGGCACAGCCAUGGAGGAGGCAUCUCCCUAUUCCUUACUUGAUAUCUGUUUGAAUUUCCUGACUACACACCUUGAAAAGUUCUGUUCAGCAAGACAAGAUGGAACAUUGUGUCUGCAAGAACCUGGAGUAUUCCCACAGGAAGUGGCUGAUCGAUUGCUUCAGACUAUGGCCUUUCAUGGUCUACUGAAUGAUGGAACUGUAGGUAUUUUUAGGGGCAACCAGAUGCGCUUAAAGAGAGCUUGCAUUCGCAAAGCCAAAAUCUCUGCUGUUGCUUUUCGGAAAGCCUUCUGCCACCACAAGUUAGUGGAACUUGAUGCGACAGGUGUGAAUGCUGACAUCACGAUUACAGACAUCAUCAGCGGGCUUGGCAGUAAUAAAUGGAUCCAGCAAAAUCUCCAGUGUUUGGUGCUGAACUCAUUAACUCUGUCCCUUGAAGAUCCUUAUGAACGGUGCUUCAGCCGGCUUUCUGGCCUUCGAGCAUUAAGUAUCACCAAUGUUCUCUUUUACAAUGAAGACCUGGCUGAAGUUGCCUCAUUGCCAAGAUUAGAGAGCCUGGAUAUUUCUAACACCUCAAUCACAGACAUCACAGCUUUGCUGGCCUGCAAAGACCGACUCAAGUCUCUAACCAUGCAUCACUUGAAAUGUUUAAAAAUGACAACAACUCAGAUAUUGGAUGUUGUUCGAGAACUGAAACAUCUGAAUCAUCUUGAUAUAUCAGAUGAUAAACAAUUCACAUCAGACAUAGCACUUCGCUUAUUAGAACAAAAAGACAUCCUACCCAACCUCGUCUCCCUGGACGUUUCUGGGAGAAAGCACGUGACAGAUAAAGCUGUUGAAGCCUUUAUACAGCAACGGCCCAGCAUGCAGUUUGUAGGUUUGCUGGCCACUGAUGCUGGUUACUCUGAAUUCCUCACAGGCGAAGGGUACUUGAAGGUGUCUGGAGAAGCCAAUGAAAUUCAGAUUGCAGAAGCAUUGAAGCGGUACAGUGAACGGGCAUUCUUUGUCCGGGAAGCUCUAUUUCACCUUUUUAGCCUAACUCACGUGAUGGAAAAAACAAAGCCAGAAAUUUUAAAGCUUGUGGUCACUGGGAUGAGAAACCAUCCUAUGAAUUUGCCAGUGCAACUUGCUGCAAGCGCCUGUGUAUUUAACUUAACCAAGCAGGAUCUUGCUGUAGGAAUGCCUGUCCGACUCCUUGCUGAUGUGACCCAUUUGCUGCUGAAAGCUAUGGAACAUUUUCCUAAUCACCAGCAGUUACAGAAGAAUUGCCUCCUUUCACUUUGCAGUGACCGGAUUCUUCAAGAUGUUCCAUUUAACAGGUUUGAAGCAGCCAAGCUUGUUAUGCAGUGGCUUUGCAACCAUGAGGAUCAAAACAUGCAAAGGAUGGCAGUUGCCAUCAUUUCUAUCCUGGCUGCCAAGCUUUCUACAGAACAAACUGCACAGCUUGGUGCUGAGCUCUUCAUCGUUAGGCAACUUCUUCAAAUAGUGAAGCAGAAAACCAAUCAAAAUUCGGUGGACACUACUUUGAAAUUUACUUUGAGUGCACUUUGGAACCUCACAGAUGAAUCUCCAACCACUUGUAGACACUUUAUUGAAAACCAAGGGUUAGAACUCUUCAUGAGGGUUCUAGAGUCUUUUCCAACUGAGUCCUCCAUUCAACAGAAAGUUCUAGGACUUUUGAACAAUAUAGCUGAAGUACAAGAAUUGCAUUCUGAAUUAAUGUGGAAGGAUUUUAUAGACCACAUCAGUAGCCUCCUACAUAGUGUUGAAGUGGAAGUCAGUUACUUUGCAGCAGGAAUUAUUGCCCAUUUAAUAUCUAGAGGUGAACAAGCUUGGACAUUGAGCCAUAGCCAGAGGAAUUCUCUUCUGGAUGAUCUGCAUUCAGCUAUUUUGAAAUGGCCAACUCCAGAGUGUGAGAUGGUAGCAUACAGGUCCUUUAAUCCGUUUUUCCCAUUACUUGGCUGUUUUACAACACCAGGAGUCCAGCUAUGGGCAGUUUGGGCCAUGCAACAUGUCUGCAGCAAGAAUCCCUCAAGGUAUUGCAGCAUGCUGAUUGAGGAAGGAGGAUUGCAGCAUUUAUACAAUAUCAAAGAACACGAACAGACUGAUCCCCAUGUCCAACAGAUUGCUGUGGCCAUCCUGGACAGCUUAGAGAAACACAUUGUACGCCAUGGGAGACCACCUCCCUGUAAAAAGCAGCCCCAGGCCAGACUAAAUUGAUAGCCAUAGGCAAUUGGAUAAUUAAAUCACAGAAUUCCUUUUGGUGAUAGGUUAAUUUGGAGUACCUUUGCCCUCUGUGAUGUUUUGGGGUUUCUAUGACAAGAGUCUUAGUUCAGUAUGGGAUUGAUAAUGUACAGUACUGCCCAUGUGAACGGUCUCUAAUUUGUUUUGUGAUUUUUAACUUAUGAGGCAAGAAGGGUCUCUUCCUUCAUCAUUGCAUUUUAGGAAAUUUUCCACAUCUUUCAGUGUUUGAACGUACCUGUGCUUGAAAUUCUACAGUUUUAUGAUAAAGUUUGCACGAACUCUUAGGCCAGGUUUUCUGAUCUUAAAGACCCUUCCAAUCAGUUUGCAGCUUCAGAUAAGCUGUUACCCUGAUUUCUGGCACUUCUUCAGUUGUAAAUUUUAUACUGCUUCUGUAUAAAAUGCCUUUAUUCUCUGUGUACCUUUUAUAAGAUGCCCUUCUUAGUGUAAAAGAAUGGAAAUCUGAAUCCUCUCCUUGGGAAGGCUACUCACUGGCUGGAGCCAGGCUGGCUGGAAGAAAAAUAUAUUAAAAAGAAAAACUAUUAAGGGAGAACAGAGUUUAGGAACUGAGAAAAGAUCUGGUCUUAUGGUAUAGUUUUUAAAUUGGAGUAGGCUAUCCUUCUGGAGCCCACAUCUCCUAGGGCAGUGAGCAGUAGCUUCUUCUACAUAUUUAUUCCUGGAAGCAUGGGCUUUUGCUUCCUACUGCUGGUUACUCUCUAGAAAUAUUUCCCCAAGCAUCACAGUGUAAAAUAUUACAGCAUUCUCUGUUAAAAUUAAUUGUCUGAAUCUAUAUGUCACAUUGUUGUGAAAAUGUGAAUUUUUAAAAUGUCACGUUAAAACUGACCAUUCUUGUCCCUCUAUUUCAGUCAUUUUGUUCAGUGGAAUAGAGAUUACACAUGAUCUUACCUGCUCAGUUAGAAUACAAUUAACAACAGUCAAUUUUGCCACAAGAAGUUAAAUUUCUUUUGUUUCAAAAUAUGUGUGUCUUAAUGUUUUCGUGUUGGAGAAAGAUGUCCACACCUCACUGCCAAAAAUGAACAAGAAGAAUUAGACCAUUGUUAAAUGUAGUGAUUCUAGUUGGAGUACAUAAAAGGAAAUACUUUUUGAUGGAUUAUUUUUUUAGAUAAUUGCCUUUCCUUUAAGAUACCUGCUACACUAUAGUAAAGAAUCAGUUAUCAUUAGAUUAAUAAUGGCAGUCGGGAGGCAGCAAGUCAUCAAGAAACGUAAUUCCCAUUUAAAAUUUUAGUUUGUAAAUAAAGGUAAUCACAAUCUCAGAUGACUGCAUGUUUUUCAUAGAUGACCAGAAUGUUUUCAAUAGAGAUUUUAAAUGGUAUGUUUAAAUUAUGGUGAUUAUUCAGAAACAUUUUUAUUUAGGAAGGAGCUGAUUUAUUAGUAUGCUGAUAACAUUUUUGACAUAAACAUUUCGUACCACUGUUGCAGUAAUCAUACUUGAAUCAUUUGGUACUCCUCCACAGGGAUGAAAUUUAAACUAAAAACAAUAGGUCUUUAGAACUAUUGAAGUUCAAAUAAAAUUGUGGGUUAAUUCUGACUUAAUUGAUUUAAGAAAAUGUUAUAGGUACAGGAUACAUUUUCACAGAUUAAGCAUAUUUCAAAGGAAAUGGAAAAUUCUUUUAAAUUUUUACCCUUUUCUCUGAAUUUUAAUGUUUAAAGCAAAAAUGUAGAAAAUAGGACAGCUUACAGUAGCUUGGAAGUUACUACUAGCUAUGUUGACCACUUACAGGUCUCCUAGCUUAUGUAGUUAAGGGAAAGCCUAUUUGAAAAGUUUGUCUUCAAAUUUCUCUUGUAUCGUGUUUAAGACAAAAGUGCAUGUUCCUUACAGGCUAAUUCUAGAUUUUUGUCUUAAUAAAUUAUUUUCAGAAAUGGCUAAAAAUGUACAGAAAAUAAUAAAUCUCUUCAUUACACAGAAUAAUUUGUUGAUAGAUAAAGACAAAAUUAUUUUAAUUUACACUUUGAGUACUGGUGAUGGCCAGAUACUUCUGAGUCUUAAAAGCAAAAUAAUUGGUCACAUCCCAAAUAUAUAAAAAUUGUAGUGCCUUUAUUGUUGGGAUGUUUCUUAAAAUUGUAUAUCUAAUUAAGGCACAGAAUUGUUUCUAGAUCUUGAAUCUGGCUAAAAUAUAGUAGAUGUGUAUAUCGAAAUUAUAAGGCAUAACUGGCCUGGCCACAGUAAGAAUCUAUUAGGCCUCCCUUUUGCAUUUGUGUAAUAGAAUUUAACAGUACUUGGUGCCUUCACGGGUUAUCUCUUCAGUGGCUCAAAGGUACUGUUUCAAGCACAAUUUAGACUAGGGUUGAACCACUCAUGCUCAUCAUAGGUACACUCAGAUACUGUAAAAAUAUCACUAUAUCGGUCCACUAGCAACAGCAAGAGUUAGAUCUAAAGGAAAUGGAAUUAGACUUUUUAGAGUAUAAUGAUGUAUAUUUGUGGUAUCAUUGAGUAAAACAAGAACAGUCUGAAAUUAAUGCAAAAAUAAUUAAGCCAUCUCAUUGUUUCCAUCAAAUAAGUUUUGCGGUGGUCUUUGAACUCUAAAAAAAAAUUUUUUUUUUUGCAUUUGAAAAGAAACACAAAUCAAGUGGUAAUAUGGGGUUAGUUUACCCUCUGGCCAAGUCUGGCCAAGGGCUACUGAUCUUAGUUGAGGAUUUAAAAAAUUAUAUCAGACCCACAGUUUCAGGAAUUGACUUAAAUGUUGCUGCUCCUCACUGUUGAACAGAAAUGUUGUUUAAUGGCACCAGUCAACUCAAGUGAAUUUACCCAACGUUGCAAUGAAACACCAUAAGGCUGCUGUGGAAAUUUAAUUUUAUCUUUUAAUUUUGAACACCCAAAGAAUUAAAGAUUCAUGUUUAAAAACAUUAAUCCUAUACAUCCAGCCUAGGAAGUUGCUUUUACUAACGGGACCUUUUGAGUUGGCCUUUUUUUUUUUUAUAAUCCU